AUGGCUCACUCAGAGGAUCUCUUAGUGCUGAAAAACUUUAUAGCUGGCAAAUUUGUUCCUUGUUCCUCCUACAUAGAUUCCUAUAACCCAUCCACAGGAGAUGUCUAUUGCAGGGUGCCAGACAGUGGCAUAGAAGAGGUGGAAGCUGCGGUCAGAGCUGCCAAAGACGCAUUCCCAAUUUGGUCCUCAAAAAGCCCAUGGGAAAGAUCUCAGAUCUUGAACAAAUUGGCAGACCUGAUUGAAGAUGACCUGGAAGCAUUUGCCCAAGCAGAGUCAAAGGAUCAGGGCAAAACAAUUACAUUUGCUAGAACUGUGGACAUCCCUCGGGCAGUAUACAACUUCCGAUUCUUUGCCUCUUCCAUCCUUCAUCACACGACAGAGUGCACCGAGAUGGCAAGCAUGGGUUGUGUUCAUUACACCUCACGGACACCUGUGGGAGUUGCUGGUUUAAUCAGUCCUUGGAAUUUGCCACUUUAUUUGUUGACCUGGAAAGUAGCUCCUGCCAUUGCAUGUGGAAAUACCAUAGUUGCCAAGCCAAGUGAGAUGACAUCUGUCACAGCCUGGAUGAUGUGCAAACUCUUGGAGAAAGCAGGGAUGCCCCCCGGCGUGGUGAAUGUGGUGUUUGGGACAGGCACCAAGGCAGGAGAAGCCCUCGUCUGCCAUCCUGACGUGCCCCUCAUCUCCUUCACGGGAAGCACACUCACAGCCCAGCGGAUCACGGAGAAGAGCGCUCCGCACUGCAAAAAGCUUUCUCUGGAGCUGGGAGGCAAAAACCCUGCAAUCAUCUUCGAUGAUGCUGACUUGAGCCAGUGCAUCCCAACAACCCUGCGGUCCAGCUUUGCCAACCAGGGUGAGAUCUGCCUUUGCACCUCCAGGAUCUUUGUUCAGAGGGGUAUAUACAGUGAGUUUGUGAAGAGGUUUGUAGCAGAGACUAAGAAGUGGAAAGUUGGGAACCCCUCAGAUCCUACUGUCGACGUGGGAGCACUAAUAAGUAAAGAGCAUCUAGAAAAGGUGAGAAGCUAUGUGAAGAAAGCAAAGGCUGAAGGAGCCAGAAUUCUGUGUGGAGAGGGAGUGGAUUCCUUGGCUCUCCCAGCUGGCAACCAGAAAGGAUAUUUCAUGUUGCCCACCGUUAUUGCCGAAAUCAAAGAUGAAUCUUGCUGCAUGCAAGAAGAGAUUUUUGGUCCUGUGACAUGUGUGGUAGCAUUUGAUACAGAAGAUGAAGUGAUCAAAAGAGCCAAUGGUGUGAAAUAUGGCCUUGCAGCCACUGUGUGGUCCAGCAACGUGGGACGCGUUCAUCGAGUGGCACGAAGGCUGCAGUCUGGCUUGGUGUGGACCAAUUGCUGGCUUGUUAGAGAUCUGAACCUGCCGUUUGGUGGGGUGAAAGCCUCAGGUAUAGGAAGGGAGGGAGCAAAGGAUUCCUAUGAGUUCUUUACUGAAGUCAAAACCAUCACAAUAAAGCACUGA
Phasianus colchicus (ring-necked pheasant) is the source of this 1464-nucleotide messenger RNA. It is a transcript of the gene ALDH8A1, whose product is annotated as aldehyde dehydrogenase 8 family member A1. Gene Ontology annotation, biological process: retinoic acid metabolic process. NCBI's taxonomy places the organism in Eukaryota, Metazoa, Chordata, Aves, Galliformes, Phasianidae. The record is from RefSeq and is a predicted model, not a curated record. Gene Ontology annotation, molecular function: retinal dehydrogenase (NAD+) activity.